This is a messenger RNA of Orussus abietinus, 2993 nucleotides long. Its product is annotated as high affinity choline transporter 1. Gene Ontology annotation, biological process: acetylcholine biosynthetic process; choline transport; transmembrane transport. NCBI's taxonomy places the organism in Eukaryota, Metazoa, Arthropoda, Insecta, Hymenoptera, Orussidae. The record is from RefSeq and is a predicted model, not a curated record. Gene Ontology annotation, molecular function: choline:sodium symporter activity. The transcript has 11 exons. Gene Ontology annotation, cellular component: plasma membrane. Bases 1 to 2646 code for a protein of 881 amino acids.
AUGGCCAUGUACGUAACAGGGGUUGCCGGUGUAGCCGUAUUUUACUUGUUGGUUCUUGGUGUCGGGGCCUGGGCUGCGGCCGCGAAACGAAGGAACUCCCAAAGAUGUCAGGAUGAUUUGAUAUUGGCAAAUCGAGGAUUGGGACUAUGCCUUGGAAUUUUCACCAUGAUCGCAACCUGGGUCGGGGGAGCAUUUAUCAAUGGAACUGCAGAGGCGAUGUAUACAAGAGGUUUGGCCUGGUGUCAAGUACCCAUAGGGUACAGUCUUAGUUUACUAUUUGGUGCGGUGCUAUUCGUUAAGCAAAUGCGAAGAGCAGAGUACGUGACGAUGCUGGAUCCUUUCCAGCGUUUAUACGGAGCCCGGGUUGGAGCACUCCUUUUCCUGCCAGCUCUUCUUGGGGAUCUUUUUUGGUGUGGCGCCGUUUUACGAGCUCUCGGUGGUUCCCUGUCCAUCGUUGCAGGGAUCGACCAGAACAUCAGCAUCUGUGCGUCCGCUUUGCUCGCUGCAACGUACACAGUUUUUGGAGGAUGGUAUUCUGUGGCACUCACCGAUGCUUUACUGCUGGGGUGCAUAGCAAUUGGCCUCUCCGUAGUGACACCGUUCGCAGUUCUGCAUCCAGCAGUUUCUCUGGAGAAGAAUCUAAGUCAAAAAGAUUGGCUAGGAGAAAUUCGAAAAGAGGAUUUCGGCGAGUGGGCUGACGGGAUGUUGCUUCUGAUAUUCGGCGGCAUACCUUGGCAGAGUUAUUUUCAACGAAUUCUCAGCGUGAAGAGCACCUCCAUCGCCAGGGUGCUUUCCAUCACUUCUAUGUUCGGAUGUAUCAUCUUAGCUGUACCAUCUGCACUAUUGGGAGUGGUUGGUAGAGCGACCGAUUGGUAUUUCGUUACUGGCUAUAAUAGAACACUUGCCAUCGAAGAUGGAAGUGUGAUUUUGCCCUUGGUUCUCAGAGAGCUAACUCCCCAGUGGGUGUCUUUUGUCGGACUAAGCGCGAUCUCGGCAGCGGUCAUGUCUUCCGCAGAUUCGAGCAUAUUGGCCAGCAGUUCCAUGUUCACAAGAAAUAUUUACAGACAAACGAUAAGACCUAAAGCUUCGGAAAGAGAGCUGGACUGGGUACUUAGGAUUACUAUAAUCGCGAUCGCUAUUCUUUCGACUGUAGUAGCUUUGACUGUCAGAAGUGUCUGCUACUUAUCAUACUUAUGUUCUGACAUGGUGUACGUCGUCCUAUUUCCUCAACUUGUAUCAAUAAUUUAUUGGCCUUCUGCGGUUGAUGCUUAUGGAUGUUUAGCCGGCUACCUUAUGGCUACUGUUUUACGCGUUGCUGGUGGCGAGAAAUCUCUUGGAAUCCCCACUCUGAUAGAGUUUCCCUUUUACGACCACGAAUCGAAAAUGCAAAAGUUCCCGUUUCGUACAUGCAUAAUGAUAGGAGCUCUCCUUACGCAAUUACUAGUAAGCACUUUCACAAGGAACGUCUUGGGAAGAGGAUAUCUGCCAAAGUGCACCGAUGUCCUGGGAAUUUAUUCUUCAGGAAUUCCGAAAGACCGCACUGGGGUGAUACAAAGCAGCUCAGGUGCUGCAUUGUUGGACGAUGCAGUGAACGAAACAACAGCAGGGGCUUUAGAGGCGGAAAGAGACGGAACAGGCGAUGGAGAAUUGCCAACGAAACGUUUCGAAACAUCCAGUGGAUUCUGCGAUGUAGCCAGAGCCGUGGGCUCCGAUACAUUUGCGAGAAAUGCUAAUCAGGGUACUAGAACAUUGCGUAGUUCUCAGAAAUCUUCGCAGCCUCCGGUGCAAUUGCAAAAUCGGCGAGUCGAGGGCUCGCACCCUGUCGAGGACGUUAUCAGUCCUCGAGCAACCCCUGUCCCAGGUGCGAGAGACCUCACGGUCUCAUUUGGGCAGGUUUCCUCGCAAAACAGUUAUGGGAUGAACGGAGGAACCGUACCUCAUGUUUCGAUGACAGCAUUGACACCUGUGACAGCGACUUCACCGAUAACGGCGACUCCGAUUGCCACUCCGGGAGGAUAUCCACCUUACGCCAGACUCUCUGCCACCCAAAAAACCGAGAAAAUGGUCGAAAGAAGCAACAUGGAAUUGAAACUGAACACCCAAGAGGGUGUCAUUCUGAAAAAGAACGUCAAAGGUGUAAAACUAGUCGGUAUGGAGGGAGGCACACUCAGGAGACCGUCUUUGCAGGGAACUUUCUCACCGACGCCUUCGGUCGAGCUAGUGCACAUCCUUGACAGAAGACAAAGUAAUGGAUCUUAUGGACCCAGCUCCUUAUCACCUGUACCAGGUGUAGAGGCAUGUAAAACUCAUGGGACCGCUGUGGGUGGAGUGGUAGGGAACGAGCAUUGCAGCAUCAAAAGAGGAAUCGUUAGGCAUCACAGCUUUAACGAAACAGGAGAUAGAGCUUUGACGACACUUGCUAGGCAGCCCACUUAUCCAUCAAUGCCUUUGCGUACAGAAGACUAUCGCAUGACUUUGGCAAGAAGAGAUAAAAGACCAAACGUUCCUGGUCGGCACUCCUCGGCAGUGGAAGAAACGAUACCUACCGGAUUCGUCAGUAUCGUGUCCAGUCCGACUUUUCAUCCAUCCAUAGUAAAGAACUGUAAUUUCCUAGUGGCGGACGACGAGGCGGUCAGUCGAUUUUAGAGCAAAUCGGCAUUAUCGAAAGAUCAAAGAGGAAGAAUGAACGAAUAACUAAAUUCUGCCUGGGGAUAACAAUACAUAUUCCGUCAUGACUGUACGAAUAGCGGGCCAUUUGCAAUAAGAAGUAGACAAACCGUAUGCAAUUGGAAAGUAAUUGCAAUACGCGUCAUACUCUUGACUGUUCAUUACUUUCAAGCAGGGAAAUGAAAUAUGUGCGAAAAUGUUUCUACGCACAGAUUCAUCGUCAAACAUUGGCACGAGAGAAGAAAAAUGAAGAAACAGAAGUCUGUUAGUCGACGCUCUUCCUUACUCGAAAGGAACAGAGAAACCAGAGUUGGAUCAGUGCUAAG